Owenia fusiformis is the source of this 1602-nucleotide messenger RNA. NCBI's taxonomy places the organism in Eukaryota, Metazoa, Annelida, Polychaeta, Sabellida, Oweniidae. The record is from the annotation of a GenBank genome assembly.
CAAAAUUAAAGAAAGUGUACUACCUUCCGAUAGAACCUGAACUGUAUGAACCAAAGAAGUUUAUAGAUAGUGACAGGAAAGCUGUUGAUAAACUUUAUAGGAUCAAUGGACUUGGACUUUCUAAUUUUAUCCCCAAUGUCAAGAAUCUCAAGGGUUCCACAUCUAAGAUCACGAUUCAAGAUUCAGAGAGGCAAACAUUAAUUGAUGUCAGUAGUAUGAAGUAUCAACUAAAGAGGGAGCUGUUGUUUGAUGAAGAAUUUCACAGAGAUGAGGAAGUUAAUGAAGGAAAAUGGAAGGCGGAUCAUCUUGCCCAAUGUAUAAAAGACUUUUCAAGGGCUGGUCAGUGGUUAUCAGAUGUAACUUUUGGUCAACUACCCAAACAUUUACACUUUGCUGGUUUGGAAGAUAAUAGGUCAGCAAAAGCCAUGCAUACACUAAGAAUGGCAAAUAUACUGGUUCAGAGGACAGAUGACCCCAAAACAGGAGUGGGUGCAGUCAUUACUAAGGGAGAGUCUGAGAAUGAGGUGUACUGUGGCCUGGGGUGGAAUGGUUUCCCUCAAGGUGCUCAGCAUUCAGACUAUCCCCGAGCUGCAGAGAAAACAGACGUGCACCAUGAGAGGAAGUACCCAUAUGUUGUGCACGGAGAAAUGAAUGCAUUAUCAAAUGGGAGAAACUGGCAUUAUGUGCCAGGCGACUUCAAGUCCUAUCAGACAAAAAUACCCUGUGAUGACUGCACCCCAGUACUCUAUGAGAUGGGUGUUCGGGAAAUUUACCAUCCAUCCUCUGACAGCAGGAAGCGGCAGAAGAGUGGUAUAGGCUACAGUAAAAUACAGGAAUAUUGCAAAAAUGAAAAAAUUCAGUGUUUCGAGGCAACAAAAUCCAAUGAACCAGAAGAAACUUGAGAACUCCCAGUAGAAAGUUACAUGUAUCUCGGGAAAAAGAAGCUGAAUACAAGUAUAAAUAUGCUUAAAUAGGAGAACUGUAGAUCUCUUAAGAGGAACUCUCCAAAUAUAGCCAUAAAUGCUUCAGCAGACCUGUGGAUCUGAUGGAGACCAGCUAAACUGUAUACCUCCACACUAAACAAAUCAUAUAAAUUGGAUUAUACUUCAGUGGGUCCUUAAACUUUAAUAUUGAGACAAACCAGAGGAAUUGACAAUACAAACCACAAGGAUAGUGAAAUGUUUGUGAUAUUCAUCAGAACUCCAUAAUGACGCAUGACAACUACUUUAGCGAUGCCUCCAACAAAUAUGACAAUAACUGUAGAGAUGGAUACAAGAUGGAGGAUCCUGGUGUUUGUGACAUUUGAUCUGAUUCUAUAAUUCUCCAUAAUGCAUGACAUUGACAACAACUAUAGGGAUGCCUCGAUCAAAUAUGGCACUUACAUUUGUAAUGGAAAAAAAUGUUGAUAUUCUGAAAAGUGUUUCAGUCAUUUUUUUUUUGAAAUAUCAUGAUAUAGCAAAUGUUAAAGAUUAGCCAUUUGUAUGUCACCAUUGUGGACAUUGUUUCAGUCAUAUUUUUUACUUUGGAAUAUCAUAAUAUAACACAUGUUAGUGAUAAGCCAUUUGUAUGUCACCAUUGUAGAAAGUGUUUCAGUCAUAUUUU